AUGAACAAAAACCUAGCAGAGAUGAGUGAUAUCCGGCAUGCAUUGCUGCGGCGCAAUCCGCUGAGCGCGGCUAAAGAGGUUCUGUAUCAUCUGGACAUCUCACUGGGCAGCGUGCUACAGAGCUCCUCUGGUCCCACACCUGGACUAGAGAAGAGCACAGUGGAGAUGGUGGAGGAGUUCAUCUUUCAUGUUCCUAAAGACAAAAACAUCCAACCCAAGGUGAGGAACAAAAUCCACAUUAAUACCAACACCUAUUUUAUAUUUAUACAGCGCACACACACUGCAUGGUGUGUUCGGUUGGCUCAGAUGUUGAUGGAUGAUUACUACACCCUAGUGCCAUGUGCCAUCUCUACACUGCAAAACAUCUGUUCAGCCAGUCCACGAUUCUGCUGCCAGCUCAUCACUGCAGUAACGGCCCUCUAUGACUUCUCCUCAGGUGAGCUGACUCCACCCCCUGCACUCUUGGAGAUGCUGGUUGGUUGGAUCACAGAUGAUCCCAGGCUGCUGCUGCUCACCUUCAUCAACACACCCCUCAAUUCCAGCCUGCCAUUAGGUUGCCUUGAGAUUGCACCCCUCUUAGGUCUGCUCAGAUGGUGUGUGAAAGCUCCGUUAGCCUAUCAGAGAGCAAGGAAGUCGGCUUUGACCAAUGGUCAUGGGGAAAGUGAAAAAGGUGCAGCAAAUGAAGAGCUGUACUCUAAACUGCACCUGAGCGUUCUUCAAGUCUUUCUUAUGCUACAGGUCCAUCUGACAGAACAGAAUUUGAUUGGUCGGCUCACUGUGCUUCCUGUGGAAUCUGUUGCCGCACUGGUGGAGGAAGUCAGUCAUCUGUGUGAGAAGCUCACACACCUCUCUGCUGCCAAUCACAUCCAGCUGGCUCUGGAUAGGCUGGCACAAGCCCUUCAGGUCGCAAUGGCGACAGGAGCCCUUCUGUGUGCCAGGGAGGAUCUACGGACUCUGUGCUCCAGACUUCCUCACAACAAUCUAUUACAGCUGGUGAUGUCGGGUCCAGUCGUGCAGCCACCACCUCACAGCGGUCCAUUCCAGCCCAACAUGUACCCUCACAUCCAUCCCAGCUGGCCCUCCCCUCUCUCCCCCCACAGCCCACACCAGUCUGCCCUCCCCUCCCCACACAGCCCACACCCCGUUCUCUCACCACACCUCACACACUUAGCACUCUCGCCACAUUGCCCGUUAACACCCCACGCUGCACACCCCUCUCAGUCUCCACAUGCCUUUCACCCUGCCGCCAUGGCCUUUCCGUACCGGCCUAUCCGCUAA
Myxocyprinus asiaticus (Chinese sucker) is the source of this 1278-nucleotide messenger RNA. RefSeq names its product integrator complex subunit 15-like. The transcript is spliced from 7 exons. NCBI's taxonomy places the organism in Eukaryota, Metazoa, Chordata, Actinopteri, Cypriniformes, Catostomidae. The record is from RefSeq and is a predicted model, not a curated record. Bases 1 to 1278 code for a protein of 425 amino acids.